CCUGUGGCUCCGCCUUUUGCAAACGAAAGUAUUUUUUCGCUUUAAACUGACGCUACACUUUUCGGCACUCGAGGUCAGAUCCAAAAAUUAAUGUGUAUUCCAGGGUUAUGUUUUUUCUGUGUGAACCCCUUUGAGGCCAAAACAGAUAAUGGUGUAAGGAUCCACUCGCCGGCUCAAGAAACAGAGUCCAGCUCCUGAUUGAAGGACAUUUUAAAGAUGGCAAAAAGUAUUGAAGGUCUGAAUUUGGUGCUGCUGGGGAAAACAGGAGCAGGGAAAAGUGCUGCAGGAAACACAAUACUGGGACGACCGGCUUUCAGAUCAGAGAAAAGUCCUAAAUCCGUCACACAAGAUGUCGAUGUUCAAUCUGGGACUGUUUGUGGGCUUCCAGUCACUGUUUAUGACACACCAGGAUUCUGUAACCCCGAGCUGGAGGAGGAAGAGAUACAACGGAAAUUUCAGAGUAUUUUACAGAAAUGCAAUUCAGAGCUUUCUGUUUUUCUCAUCGUCAUUAAAGCAGACAGAUUCACUGAAGAAGAGAGAAAAACUGUGGAGAAGAUUGAGAAGCUUUUGGGACAAACUCGCUUGGAAAAAACCUGGCUUCUCUUCACCAGAGGAGAUGAACUGGAGGAUGAAAAGAAGACUAUAAAAGAAUUCAUCAGUGAUACUGAUGCACUGAAGAAACUUGUACAGAAAUAUGAUCAGAGAUACCAUGUGUUCAACAACAAGAAGAGAGGACCAACUGAACAAGUUAAAAAGCUGAUUGCAAAAAUCCUCAAGACAGGUUUAAAUAAAAUGGCAAAUGGAGCGCUGAAACUUAAGAAGAGUUUAGUGAAGAGUCAAAAGUCAGAACACACUCCUGUCUCCAGUCUCUCAUCAAGACGGAUUGUUCUUCUGGGUAAAAGUGGUGUUGGGAAAAGUGCAGUUGGAAACACAAUACUGGGACAGAGGAAGUUCAGAUCUGUGAGGAGUAUGAGAUCAGUGACCCGUGAAUGUUCAGAAGCACACUCCACUGUUUCAGGCAGAUCUGUGUCUGUAGUAGAUACUCCUGGAUUCUUUGACACAGAGAUGAAACCUGAAGAUUUAGUGAUGGAAAUAGCGAGAAGUGUGUAUUUAUCCAGUCCUGGACCUCAUGCUUUUCUCAUUGUUCUCAGAGUAGAUGAACGAUUCACUGAACUUGAGAAGCAGAUUCCUCAGAUGAUUGAGAUGUUGUUUGGUGAGGAGGUGUUAAAAUACUCCAUCAUCCUCUUCACUCAUGGAGAUGAUUUAGAAGAAGAACCCAUAGAAGAAGUCAUUAAGGAGAAUGAUGAUUUAAGAGAUGUAGUUGAUCGGUGUGGAGGCAGAUAUCAUGUCUUCAAUAAAAAAAAAAUGAAUAACAGAGAGCAGGUGAAUGAUCUACUGCAGAAGAUUGACAUGAUGAUAGAGCAGAAUGGAGGAGGACACUACAGUAAUGAGAUGUAUGAAGAUGCUUACAGAUACAGACAAGAAGAAAAAGAGGAGAGACUGAGAGAGGAAGAGGAGAGAAAACAACAGGAGAAACGAAGACAAGAAGAGAUUGAGAGAGUGAGAAAGGAGACAGAGGAGAGAACCAGAGCAAAGAUACAAGAGGAGAUUGAGAGAGUGAGACAGGAGACCGAGAAGAAAAACAAAGCAAAGAUACAAGAGGAUAUACAAAGACAAAAGGGGAUUGAGAGAGUGAGACGAGAGACAGAGGAGAAAACCAGAGCAGAGCGAUACAGAGAUGAAGAGCAGAGUAAACCACAACAGAAAGAAAGUUGGCAAUGUGUCUGUAGCUGAUACUUCUGCAUUCUUUGAUGCACAGAUGAAACAUGAGGAUUUAAUGAGUGAUAGUGAGAAGAGUUUAUCCACACUUUUCUCAGUGUCAGAGGUCACAGAGAACCUCAAUGAGAACAGCAGAGUAACACAAUAGAGAUGAGAGUAACAGAGAGCAGGUGAAUGAUCUAAUGCAGUCAUGAGAUGCUUGAAGAUGCUCACAGAUUCAGACUGACAGAAGAGAGGAGACUGAGAGAGGAGGAGGAGAGAAAACAACAAGAGGAGAAACAGACGAGAGGAGAUUGAGAGAGUGAGAAACUGUAAACUGCAAUGCAUUCUGGUCGUUUGAUGCAAAUGUACAGCAUAUUCUGAUCUGCAACGAUCAAGAUUCGAUAACAGCAAGAGGAGUGAUUCACAACUGUAAUCUGUUAUCACGGUGCCAAAAUAAGAUUGCAUGCUGAAGUCCAGAGACUCACGGUCAGCGACAGCUCCCUCACGGAGGAUGUGUGUGCCAUGCUAGUGCUGCUAACCGAACCAGCGAGAUAUCAUAUUAGAUAUUCAGUCUGGAAUACCAGGAGAAGACGGCGCUGCCUUGGACAUCCAAAGCAUCCUUCCUCCAGUCUUCAGUGUCACAUGAUCUUCAGAAAUCAUGAAAAUAUAUUGAUUUACUGCUCAAGAAACAUUUCUGAUUAUUAUCAGUGUUGAACACAGUUAAGUGUAUUUUUCAGGAUUCUUUGAUGAAUAGAAAGAUCCAAAGAUCAGCAUUUAUCUGAAAUAAAAACAUUAUACACUAUACCAUUCAAAAGCUUACAGUCAGUAAAUUUGAAUCAUUAUAUAUAAUUAUUAAAUUACAAAAUUAUAUACAUUUAUACUUUUAUUUUGCAUGGAUGCAUUAAAUUGAUUUAUUUUACAAAAUAUUCUUUAUUUAGAUAAAUGCUGUUGUGAACUUUCUAUUCAUCAGAGAAACCAACAUAAUAAUAAUAAUAAUAAUAAUAAUAAUAAUAAUAAUAAUAAUAAUAAUAAUAAUAAUAAUAAUAAUAAUAAUGAAAGUUUCUUGAGCAGUCCAUCAUAUUAGAAUGAUUUCUGAAAAUCAUGUGCUGAUACUUUUAUUCAGAAUGACUUAAAUAUGAGGACAGUGGAAGUAAUCAGAAUCAGUGGUGCAGAAGAAACAGGUUGAAGUGAACCCACGUUACCUCUCUUCUUUGCAAAGUGAAGGAUUUUCAGUGGAAUUUCUGAAAUCCACCCUUUGGAUCCUGGGAAGGAAUUUUGUUGGAGUCACUUGGGGACAAAUUAAUUUGGUGAAAAUUCAUCACUCUUUGUGGUUUUUAGAAAUGUUUAAUUAUGACCAUGUUGGUUUAUCUUGUGGUUUUAAAGUUAUGCAUGUUAUGAUGUUUCAAAUAAUUUAUUAUUAUUGAAUUUCAUAUCAAAGUUAUUUUAUAAUUCAACAUAUUACUAAAUAAACUGUUUUAUGACAUUUUCUUUCAUGCAAUUUUGAAAGUUAUAUAUUACAAUUUUGACCUGUUUCAAAAGUGUCCUUUUUUUUUUUUUGUUAAAUAGCAGGUGAAUUUAUAUACAUGAUCAUACAACACGUUAUGCAAUUAAAUGUUGUUUAAAGCUCAUGCAAUUAAUGAAUAGUUUACAUUAAAAAUUGUCCUGCUUUUUCUUUAAUAUUACAACAUACAUUGAAGUAGUUUACUGUUUACUGGAAAUACAAGGAAAUGCUGUGAAUAAAAUUAUAGCAACAAAUAUAAAGUAAAUAUUACAAUAACUGGCUCGCAACUCUGCUGCCAGUAUUUUACUGUAAAAUUUACAGGUAUUUUAUUUUACAGUGAACAGUGGAAACGGACAAUGUGGUAAUGAAAGCAGGGGUGAAAACUGGACCAGAGUGUGAACCUUAGUCAAACCAAGACACAAACAGUGGAUUUAAGCUUUUUUUAAGUAUAAGGAAUACUUUUGUAUAGCCAUUCAAUUGGUGUUGUCAUUGGUGCUAUUGUUGUAUGUGCUGUUGUUGGUGAUGCUGCUGGUCUUUAUGAAUGUAGUUGUAAAGUUGUUGCCUUGUUUUUAGCAAAUUAAUCAGAGGAUUGUUUAGUUGACUUUUAAGUGAACUCUAAACCUCAACUACCUCUUCUGUCAGUUUAGAAUAAAUAGAGGAUAUGUUUGGCACUUUAAUCAGACUGAAUAAGCUCUUUUGCACUACAGUCAUUAUAUAUGCCCUGUUUACUUCACUGGUUUGCACUCUGUCAUUUGCCUUGUGCUGCUUUACUCAUCUUGUUUUUACAUGACCUAUUUGUAUAGUUGUACUUUAUAUUUUAUUAUCUGUAUUUAAUGUUCUACUGUUAUCUGUAUGCACCAAGGCUUGAAAUGAGUAACACAUUUCAAUUCUAUGUACUGUACAUGUGGAAGAAUUGACAAUAAAGCAGACUUGACUUGA
This is a messenger RNA of Carassius gibelio (silver crucian carp), 4201 nucleotides long. Its product is annotated as GTPase IMAP family member 8. The record is from RefSeq and is a predicted model, not a curated record. Gene Ontology annotation, molecular function: GTP binding. The transcript has 8 exons. Bases 217 to 1794 code for a protein of 525 amino acids. NCBI's taxonomy places the organism in Eukaryota, Metazoa, Chordata, Actinopteri, Cypriniformes, Cyprinidae.